UUGUCUUUGUCUCGGGCCUAACAACACCCGUGCCAAUAUAUCCAACUAACACCGGCUUCUCGGGCAUUAUCACUUAAGUAUACACCAGCUCUGCUCAGGUACCCAUUGGGAUCUAUGGGGUUAAUUUAAACUCCUUCCCGCUGUACUUCCUCGUCGCUGUCAUGCUUCCGAUUCUCUCUCUUUUGAGAAAUGCCUGAAUAAUUUGAUGCCGUUGGAGAAAAACGAAAGACGGCAAGUUUUGCGUGCACACUUUUGAUUUGGAAUUGGUUAACUUUAUUUUUCCACCUUGUAUUGUUUCUUGAUAUUACAACUUGACAGAUGCUGUGAUGGAAUGUCUGUGCUGUAUGGAGUAAACUCAGUGACUAAGUAAAUCUAUAACUUCCUCAAACUACACAGAACACUGCUCAUUGACAUAAAAUGGGUGAAACAAGACGACGAGCUUUUAAAAUAGUUAUUCAGAUAACUUGCCAACUUCUAUGGCUGGCAGGUCUGAUGGUAGGUCUGAGUGGUAUGUACUUGUUGUUGAACUACAGACACAAUGGCCUGUUCUUUGCCCACACAUACAUCAUCCUCCCAGCAUGCCUAUCUCUGGCCAGCGCUACCUUGCUAUUGGCCAGCGGAGGACUGGGCAUCUGGGUGUCCCUCAGAAAGUCCGCCUGGCUACAGGCCGUGGUGGACUUAGAGCUGGCUCCCUUCAGGAGUGUCUUUCGAAGAUACACAGGAAGCAGUCAGGACCCAGGAUCCAAUGCUGUGGACGCCACACAGAAAGAGUUGCAGUGCUGUGGUAUCUAUGACUACCGUGACUGGUUGGCCACGCCCUGGUUUAACCACAGUGGGCGGGGCAGUGUACCUCACAGCUGCUGUAUCUCCACCUACCACAUCUGUAAUGGUACCCUGGAGCUGCCCGGGCUACUAUAUCAAAAGGGCUGCCAGGUGAAGCUGGAGGAGGCCUUGCUUUUUGUUCUGCGUCUCAUCAUCUGGUCAUCUCUGGCAGUGGCACUAGUGGAGACUGUAGGGUUUGUGAGUGUGGCUCAGCUGAUGAUGGACCAGCCUCUGUUGGAGUAUGGAAUACUGGACAGGGAGUGGGACUGAAGCCUGAACCAGAGUGGCAGAAAGUGUUUUGGACCGAGAAUCUACUUUAGAAAUAUUAUGACCUGGAACUUAGUAAAGUUCAUGAUGCUGUGGACCUUAACGGCCCAGUGCAGUCAAAAACAGGAUUUUCCAGUG
Messenger RNA from Coregonus clupeaformis (lake whitefish), 1227 nucleotides. It is a transcript of the gene tspan37, whose product is annotated as tetraspanin 37. The transcript has 6 exons. The record is from RefSeq and is a predicted model, not a curated record. Gene Ontology annotation, cellular component: membrane. NCBI's taxonomy places the organism in Eukaryota, Metazoa, Chordata, Actinopteri, Salmoniformes, Salmonidae. Bases 418 to 1092 code for a protein of 224 amino acids.